Molecule: messenger RNA, 2355 nt
Organism: Triplophysa dalaica
Lineage: Eukaryota; Metazoa; Chordata; Actinopteri; Cypriniformes; Nemacheilidae
Gene: cdc14aa
Product: cell division cycle 14Aa
Exons: 15
Coding region: 158-1990 (610 amino acids)
Biological process (GO): positive regulation of cytokinesis; regulation of exit from mitosis; microtubule cytoskeleton organization
Cellular component (GO): centrosome; spindle pole; nucleolus
Molecular function (GO): protein tyrosine/serine/threonine phosphatase activity; protein serine/threonine phosphatase activity
Source: RefSeq, a predicted model, not a curated record
UGCAGCUUAUUUCUUCCGUUCUGUGACUCAAGAAAACUUCCGAAUCUGAUUGUCUCUAGUUUCAUUUCGAUGGGGGACGACAUAAGGAUGUUUUUCAUUUACAUAAACUCUUCGUCAACAGUAUCAUCUUCCUCUCUUGACGGAACUCAAUGAAGGCAUGUCCCAUGUGUCGGCCUGGGGGGGACACUGGCGCAUCAAGCGUAGACGUCCAGCCAUGGUGCCACCAACGGCCUGGAUUACACACAUUACAGAUCGUCUAUAUUUCGCUACACUCAGAAGCAAACCCAAGAGCACAGCAAACACACAUUUCUUCUGUACAGAUGAUGAAUUUAUUUAUGAAAACUUUUAUGCAGAUUUUGGACCCCUUAAUCUAGCAAUGCUGUACAGAUAUUGCUGCAAACUGAACAAAAAACUAAAGUCUUUUACUCUAUCCAGAAAGCGUAUCAUCCACUACACCAGCUAUGAUCAACGAAAAAGAGCCAAUGCUGCUGUUCUUAUUGGUGCUUAUGCAGUAAUCUACUUAAAGAGGACUCCAGAGGAGGUGUAUCGGGCUCUGAUCUCUGGAACCAAUGUGUCAUACCUGCCUUUCAGAGAUGCUGCUUUUGGCAACUGCACAUAUAAUUUAUCCAUUUUAGACUGUUUACAAGGAAUCCGCAAGGCCCUACAACACGGCUUCUUUGACUUUGAGAAUUUUGAUGUUGAAGAAUAUGAACAUUAUGAGCGUGUGGAAAACGGUGACUUUAACUGGAUUGUGCCAGGAAAACUGUUGGCCUUCAGUGGACCUCAUCCCAAGAGUAAAAUUGAAAAUGGUUAUCCUUUGCAUGGUCCUGAAGCAUACUUCCCCUACUUCCGCCAACACAAUGUCAUGGAUGUUGUGCGCUUGAACAAGAAAAUCUAUGAAGGUCGCCGCUUCACAGAUGCCGGAUUUGAUCAUCAUGACCUGUUCUUUGUAGACGGCACCACACCUAGUGAUCUGAUCACAAGACGCUUUCUGCACAUCUGUGAGAGUGCAAAUGGUGCUGUGGCUGUCCACUGCAAGGCGGGGCUUGGUAGGACAGGCACUCUUAUAGGGUGCUACAUGAUGAAGCAUUAUCGUUUCACAGCACCUGAGGCGAUUGCCUGGAUACGGAUCUGCAGGCCCGGCUCCGUCAUUGGACCGCAGCAGCACUUUCUCGAACAGAAACAACACAGUAUGUGGGUGCAAGGCGACCUUUAUCGUUCACAGCAAAAACAACAGCAGCUGAGACAAAGUCGGCAACAAGAGAGAAACAUGUCCCGUCUCAUCUCCAGCAUGGAUGACAUUUCGAUCGACAGUGCCAGUCUUAAGCCACAGAGUGUGAAUGAGAAUGACUUCAGAGAAGAGGACAUGAUACAUACUCAAGGGGACAAACUACUAGCAUUAAAGGGCCAACGCCAUCCCAGACCUUCCAUCACAGCCAAUUGUGUGCUAAAUCCAGCUCAGAGCACCAUUUCACCUCCCAAAUCUUCCAAAGCUCCUCUAUUCCACUCCUCCUCGCCUGCACGGAGACUAGCACGCAGCCCUUCCUCAUCUGCUGGUAACCUUAAAAGCUUCAGUCCACGAUUAGCUCACUCCCUCGGCAACCUGUACGAUGAAAGCAACUUCCUCGAAGAUGCCAACAGCACACCUCAAUCCUCUUUCACUCCCUCCCCGUCUCCUGGCCUAACCCAAUGCUCCCCAGCUCCUCCAUCAGGAUUCAGCUUUGGCUACCCUGCUUCUGACCCCCGACCGCCUCCCUCCCACCUAAACUACAGUCAAGAGGUUGACAUGAACGUCAAUACCCUCCCUGGAGCUAACAGCAUAAGUGCUAGCCAUACAGUCAGGCCUGUAAACAGAACUGGCUACAGUCUGUUCUCCAGGAACCGUCCAAGCCCUCGUAGAGGUCCAGUACGUGCUGGACUCAGUGGGUUUCCAGCACGCUACCUCAGCAGAUCCAUUCCAUCCCUUCAGUCUGAAUAUGCUCAGUACUAAGACAAUUGAUAUCCACUGAUGGUCAUCACAGCUGAUCCGCCCUGGCAUGGAUGAUCUGAUGGAUGGUUCUUUAAUUUCUUCACAAAGCUGCUAAAAUAUUAAAUAUGUCAAACACUGGGCUUAAAGUGUUAUGGUUUUAUAAAUUGUUUCAAUAGGAAAUAAAAAUGUGGUUUCAAUUUAUAAAAUAACAUUUCACUAUGAAAUAGCAUAAAACACAAAUGUGUUUACUGUAUCAAACUCUGUUUUGUGUACAAAAUAUGAAGUGUAUCUACCAGUAUUUGUUAAACACAGCAACUACUAUUUAUCAACAAACUGUGAAAAUUCUGAUAAACGUCACAAUUUAAUUUAGCAGUCAUGGAUGUAUU